Cannabis sativa is the source of this 2907-nucleotide messenger RNA. Its product is annotated as VAN3-binding protein. The transcript has 7 exons. NCBI's taxonomy places the organism in Eukaryota, Viridiplantae, Streptophyta, Magnoliopsida, Rosales, Cannabaceae. Gene Ontology annotation, biological process: phloem or xylem histogenesis; leaf vascular tissue pattern formation; auxin-activated signaling pathway. The record is from RefSeq and is a predicted model, not a curated record. Bases 575 to 2041 code for a protein of 488 amino acids.
AAAAAACCCUUCUUUUUUUCUUAAAAAAAGUAGUUAAUUACACCAUACAAUCUUAGCUAAAGCGCUUUUUGAACAAAGAGAUUAAUCACAAAUUCACAUGAUACGCAUACUAAGAUCACAUAGGCCAUACAACCCCAAACAUAUAGGCCAGCAGCCCCACCUUCAGCGGGGGAAAUAACAAAAGCAUCUUUGAUUCUCUUCUUUUGUACAAAUCACUAACAUUAAUACUCAAAAAUCUGUGAUAAGACAGCCAAAAGAUAACUAAUUAGUCAUAACUAAGAGUUUUUAAUGAAAGCUAAUAUAAAAGCUCUUCCUUUGUGGUCACUCCUCACAACUCACAAUUAGCUUUUCUUAUUGCCACAGCAAAAGUAGUACACAUCCCCACAUGCCAUUACUCCAAAGCCAGACAGCCAGAGAUAAACCCCCUUUAUCAACAGUUGACCAGUCCUUACUUACUCCUUUACACCUUACCCCUUACCCUGUAUAAAUAAAUAUCAAUAAACCAAUUUCAUUCCACCACCUUUUUGCUGCUUCUUCUCAGUCUCAGUCUCACUCUCACUACAACUCUACUUCCAUGGAAGAGAACUUAUCUCUAAAAUGCUUUCGCCGGCCGGAAUACAAUACCCACCUACCGGAGAGUCCAAGAGCUCCAAUGGAGUUUCUUUCUAGGUCAUGGAGUGCUUCAGCUCUCCAAGUCUCGAAAGCCUUGCUGACACCAAACAACAACAAUAAUAAUAACAAUCAUAGUAACCCUUCUUGUAUGACCUCCAAGUCUGCCAAUAGCUCCUCUUCUUGUACUAAUACAUCUAUAUCUGAAGAUGUCAUAGAAGAAUCCGAGGAGCUCCCCAUAUUGGCCGGACACCAGUUUUCUUUUGCUUCCUCUGUUACUUCCCAACUCGUCCUCGACCGUAUAAUGUCCCAGUCUAUGAGAGAGGAAGUAUCACCAUUAACAUCGGGUAGACUCUCCCACAGCAGUGGACCCUUGAAUGGAGGUUCUCUGACAGAGACAGACAGCCCUCCAGUAUCUCCUUCAGAAGAAUAUGACGACGUCGUCAAGUUCUUCCGUUCAAACAACAGCAUACAACACCUAUUCAAUGGUGGACGAACAAGCGCAGGAAAUGUCAAUAAUGCCCCCACCACAGGCGGAGCCAAGACUGUAGGGAGGUGGCUCAAGGACAGGAAAGAAAAGAAGAAAGAGGAAAGCAGAGCCCAAAAUGCUCAGAUCCACGCUGCAGUCUCGGUGGCCGGUGUGGCUGCUGCUGUGGCUGCCAUUGCCGCUGCCACAGCAGCUUCAUCUUCCACGAGAAAGAAUGAGCAAGCAGCCAAAACAGACACAGCCAUGGCGUCUGCGGCCACGUUAGUAGCCGCACAAUGUGCUGAGGCUGCUGAGUCUCUUGGAGCUGACCAUGAACACCUCGCUUCGGUGGUUAGCUCUGCUGUUAAUGUCCGCUCUUUUGAUGAUAUCCUAACUCUCACAGCUGCAGCAGCCACUGCUUUACGUGGUGCGGCGACACUGAAGGCGAGGGCCAUGAAGGAAGUGUGGAACAUUGCGGCAGUGAUACCAGUUGAGAAGGGAAUGGCACUCGGUGUUUGUGGCAAAGCCAGUACGGAUCAACUUAAUGCCAACAUCAGUGGAGAGAUAUGCCCUCCAGAAAAUUUGCCACUUGUUUGGAACCAAGAUCUUCUAGCUAGGGGGACUGAGCUACUCAAACGAACAAGAAAAGGUGAUCUUCACUGGAAAAUAGUCUCUGUUUACAUUCAUCGAUCUGGGCAAGUGAUGCUGAAAAUGAAAAGCAAGCACGUAGGUGGGACAUUCACCAAGAAGAAAAAGAAUGUUGUGCUGGAAGUUUGUAAGGACAUGCCGGCUUGGCCAGGACGACAUUUGUUCGAUGGUGCGGAUCAGCGUCGUUACUUUGGAUUGAAAACAGAGGCACGUGGGCUUGUGGAGUUCGAGUGCAAGACUCAGAGUGACUAUGAACUCUGGACUCAAGGGGUCUCCAAGCUGCUUUCCAUUGUUGCCGAGGGAAAGAGUAAUCGUUGAACAAAAUGUCCUAUUUGCGUUAAAACAACAAAUAUUUGAUCUUCUAGAUAGCUUUUAAGACUAAGAGUUAGACUAGUUUCAUGUUCUAAUUGUUGACUUCGAUCAAUUCCAUUACUGCCUCUGUGUAAAUAGGAUAUUAAGACAUCAAAUGGUCAAUGAUGGAGAUAUUGCAGGGCCUGCCAGAGCUAUAUACAUUAUCGAAAUUAGUUGAAAAACGAGUCAGAUUUAAAUUGAAGAUUAAGCCUAGAGUUUAGCCAAGUAUAAAUUGUAUUGUUCGACUGAUCAUUUCACCAGAAUUUCUCAAUUUAAAUAUAAGGAAUGUCAUAUUCAUUUUACUAUGAACCUUUGCUCAGACUGAUCUCAAAGUGGUUACAUUUUCUUAGUUUGCAGAACUAUGGUCUAAACCCUAGGCAAGUAUUGAUCCAAAGAAACCCAAAAAUAAAGACAUUUUCAUCAAGUGACAGUGAUCUAUAGUAGAUAAUCCGACAAUAGUUUCAACACAAUUAGAUCUUGUUUCUAUGUACAUACCAUUAAGAUACAAGUAUAUUUGCUUCAAUAUAAUAGUCUACAUGGAAAAAAGAAACAAUGUCGUGAAGAAUUGGUUUAUACCAAAGAAGGGGUUACAAGGAAAAAAAGGAGCAAAAGGAUUUGUCUGCUCAGCUAUCAGCUGCUCUGAAAAUAGUCAGCAGUGAGAGGAAGAGGUUAAUAAUAUCCAAGUACAAGGAAACCGCAGCCCAAAUGUAUUCAUCAUAAGUAUAGCGUUUAAUCAAGUUGUCUGUGUCGUAUAUAAUGUAUCCACAGAAUAUGAUUGAAGCCAGGCACCCAUAUAUCAUAACUGAGAUCUUGCCCAGCGGAAAGAGAAUCUG